Molecule: messenger RNA, 2676 nt
Organism: Stegastes partitus (bicolor damselfish)
Lineage: Eukaryota; Metazoa; Chordata; Actinopteri; Pomacentridae
Product: extracellular calcium-sensing receptor-like
Exons: 11
Coding region: 1-2676 (891 amino acids)
Biological process (GO): G protein-coupled receptor signaling pathway
Cellular component (GO): plasma membrane
Molecular function (GO): G protein-coupled receptor activity
Source: RefSeq, a predicted model, not a curated record
AUGUUGUUCAAAGCGUCCAGAGCAGUUCCAUCCAUGUCUUGGGUCUCGUGGCUCUUCACUUUGUGGUCCUGCUCUGCUCCAUCUGUCCUCCUAGUGGGGCUUCUGGGCAGACAGCUGGGGCUCCAGGUGGGGCUGCAGGUGGUUGACACUGUGACUUGUUCUCAGUGGGGCGCACCAAGCGAUAAAGGUUUAUUCGAGGAUGGGGAUGUAAUCAUCGGUGGGCUCUUCAAUCUUCGUUACAGGCCUCCGGCUAUAGACCAAGAAUUCACUCAGCAGCCAGACUACAAACCCUGCACUGGUUUGCAAAAUCUUCCACUACAGUACAUCUAUGCUAUGGUGUUUGCACUGGAGGAAAUCAAUCAUAGUACAACCUUGCUACCAGGUGUAAAGCUGGGAUACCAUAUUCGUGAUAGCUGCGCCCUCCCUCCUUGGGCUAUACAGGCAACGCUGUCACUGGUUGGAGGAGACAGCAGCAGCUGCAAUACAGCAGCAGCGCCUUCAGAAUAUGGAAAGGAAAUCAGAAAAAGGAGAGGUGAUCAGCCAAUUCCUUUGAUCAUUGGCGGUGCCUCUUCUAUCACAGCCCGGAUACUCUCCAGAAUCCUGGGGCCACUCUCUAUGAGCUACACGGCCAGCUGCCCAUGUCUAAGCGACAGGCGCCAGUUUCCUAACUUCUUCAGAACGAUGGCCAGCGAUAUUUACCAGGCCCGGGCUGUUGCCCAGCUGGCAAUACGUUUCAAUUGGACAUGGAUUGGAGCUGUGAUAGCAAACAACAAUUAUGGACACAUGGCAGUAAAGGUAUUCCAGGAGGAGAUUCAGGGAGCAAGCGUGUGUCUGGCAUUUGUAGAGACUCUCCAAAGGGAAAAUAUUGUGAGUGAUGCCAGACGAGCAGCUCUCACAAUUAAGGCCUCGACAGCAAAAGUGAUUUUGAUCUUCACCUGGUAUACAGAUGUGAGAGAGCUGUUUCUGCAACUUGACAAACUAAAUGUGACUGACCGACAGUUUCUGGCCAGUGAGGCUUGGAGCACCAGCGGUGAUCUUCUCCAAAAUCUUGUUUCAAGCAAAGUGGCAAAGGGAGUUCUUGGUGUUGCAAUUAGAAGUUCAGCCGUACCUGGAUUUGAACAUUUUCUCAGAAAUUUGAACCCAUCUCAUCGUCCCAAUGAUGAGUUCUUAAGAGAGUUUUGGCAAAAGGAGUUUGGCUGUAGUUCUGGGAUUGCACCUCUGUCUUCAUUUAGUGUAAACAGGCUGCUUCAAAAGGUUUCUCUUCCGCCCUGUAAUGGCACAGAAACCCUGGACGGUGUGCAGAAUCUCUUUACUGACACCUCCCAGCUACGGGUGACAUAUAAUGUGUACCUUGCUGUUUAUGCUGCAGCUCACGCCCUACACAGCCUCCUCUCCUGCAGCGUCUCCACCUGCAUCUUUCCAAAAAACAUCAAACCCAUAGAGCUUUUGCAGCACCUGAACAAAGUGAACUUCACCACACCACAGGGUGAACUGUUUUAUUUCCAAGGGGCUGACAUUCCUGCGAAGUACGACCUUGUCAAUUGGCAGAUAACCUCUGAGGGGACACUCAAACUGGUUAUAAUUGGCCGUGUGGAUGGGUUUGACUUCCACCUUAAUGAGUCAGCUAUUCAGUGGAGCUCCGGAUCCAAUCAGGUACCUGUUUCAGUGUGCAGUGAAAGAUGUCCCCCAGGUACUCGGAUGGCAAAUAGGAAAGGGGAACCUGUCUGCUGUUUUGACUGCAUCCCGUGUGCUGAUGGGGAGAUCAGCAACACGACUGGUUCUCUUCACUGUGAGCAAUGUCCAUCUGAGUUCUGGUCCAAUGCUGAACGAACUGCCUGCAUCCCUCGCCAGCUGGACUUCCUUUCCUUUAAUGAAACUCUGGGCAUCACCCUCACCGCGGUAGCUGUUUCGGGCGCCACAGUGACAACAGCUGUGUUUGUGGUGUUCCUUCACCACCGUCAAACACCUGUGGUACGAGCCAACAACUCAGAGCUGAGCUUCCUGCUUCUUCUGUCGCUGAAGCUCUGCUUCCUGUGCUCACUGGUGUUCAUUGGUCGUCCAGCAGUCUGGUCUUGUCGGUUCCAGCAGGCGGCCUUUGGGAUCAGCUUUGUACUCUGUGUUUCCUGCCUCCAAGUCAAGACCAUAGUGGUUCUGGCAGCGUUCCGCUCAGCUCGACCCGGUGCUGAAGCCUUGAUGAAAUGGUUCGGUCCAGCCCAACAGAGAGGAAGUGUCUGCCUCUUUACCUGUGUACAGAUCAUUGUCUGUAUCAUUUGGCUGUCACUCAGCCCCCCGGUGCCUCAGCCUGACCUGGAUGUCCCGGGGUUAAAGGUCACCCUGAAGUGUGCCAUGGCCUCUGUGGUGGGUUUCUCUCUGGUUCUGGGCUACAUCGGUCUGCUGGCCUGCACCAGUCUCCUCUUGGCCUUUCUUGCCAGGAAACUCCCGGACAAUUUCAACGAGGCCAAACUCAUCACUUUCAGCAUGCUGAUUUUCUGUGCUGUUUGGGUGGCUUUUGUUCCUGCCUAUGUUAGUUCUCCCGGAAAAUACGCCGUUGCCGUAGAGAUUUUUGCCAUCCUUGCUUCGAGCUAUGGUUUGCUUUUCUGUAUCUUUGCUCCAAAGUGUUUUAUCAUUCUUUUGAGGCCUGAGAAAAACACGAAGAAACACAUGAUGGCCAGAUAG